AUGAGCCAAACAUCUGAGGGAUCUGGACGCUCAAAUGAAGCCAAUAAUGGUGAUCUGCCUUCUAAGUUUGUGGUUCCAGGAAGGAGCAUUUUGAAGCAGAAAUUGGGUGAAGAAGGUGGAGAAGAGAAUUUAACAAUCUCGGAUAUUCCAGUGUUCGGGAGCACUCAGGAGAUCCCGAGCUCAUUGACUCAAAACAAUACCACAUCUAGAAUAAACACAUCCAAACUGCAGUCUAAACUGAAAGUGGAGCGAAGAGUCUCUUUUGCACCAGAUGUAACACUUCACAGGGUCGAUUUUGUACCUCAGCAAUCACAAAGUUUAAGAGAACCCCGGCGGAAAAAUGCGUUCAAAGGGUCUUCCAAUAUGGCUGCUGAAGAACUGGCGGACUCUUUAAAAGCUGGAGAGCCGUGGAAGAGUGGUGGUGAUAUCUCAAAUGCUGUUUCUGACGGACGUGCAGAAUCCGCUCUUUACACUCCAGUUUUCGAUAAAGAAGUUUCCAUGGAGAUUACUCAGUUGUUCUCGAAGCAUAGUGAGAAACCAGAAAAAUCAGAAGAGACCUUUGAUGAAGCAGAAGAUAUGGAAGUUACGGAGUUUAGAGGAUCAGGAUCUACGCGACCGGAACGAGACGCCGAGGAAGACGACUCUGGGGAAGACCUGGAUCUCACCAAACCGCAAACUUCUAGAGCUAUCAGCAUAGAAGGGGAUGUAAAUAUGGAUAUCACCGGGCCCCAAAGAGGAAUUCAACACCCUGAGACGGUCUCUUAUUCGUCAAGGCCUGUCGAUGACGACCAAUCUGAUAUGGAGACAACCGAACCGUUUAGAACUCCUAUAACUGCACCUGUCACAAUUGCUGAUGGAGAAGAGGCUAUUGCAAACCAAUUACCAAUUUCAGAUGAGCUGGGCUCAAAAUUGAUCGUCACCUCCACCCAAGAAAUUGAUGAUUCUAACCUUUCGCAAGAAAUGCACCAAGAUCAAAAUGUUUCUUCUAAAAGAAGAAAAUUAAAUACAAAAAAUGAUGAGGCUAGCUUUUCUGCGAUGGCAGGGACGGCUAUGGAUGAUGACAUGGAAUUGACAAUGAUGGAAAGAUUAUCGCCCAUUCAAAUACCCGCCAUUGCUGGAAGCCGCGCGCAUGCUGAUGACCCGGUUAAACUCAACAAUUCAGAAGUGGAGUCUUUGUCAUUGGGUGCGUUCUUGGACACUGUGGGAAUCAAAGCUCACCGUGACAUUGAAAAAUCCACGACCGUUAACAAACUGGGCUUCGGUAAAGUAUCUGAAAAUGGACAUGGAGUGGCGGUCGACGUGUAUAGGGCGCUAUACGCAAAUAUGCCAAUUUUGGAGAUCUACGCUUUUUGCUGUAAAGAGCUACUUCGAAGAGUACAGAGGUCGAAAUUACUUUUUGAAGAGCUGGAACAGCAGAUUGGUACGAGCGCAUCAAGCAGUCUGUUCAAAAAAUACCUCGACUCUCAAGGAGCGACUCGAGAUAAAAUGAAUGGCCGCAUAACUCUACUUCGAGAAUAUUCCAGACUUCAAGCCGUCAAAGUCUGGUUUGGAUGGCGGCUGGGACAUUUGAAAGGUAUCAAGAAUGUUUUACAGGAGAAUCUUUUCACUUUGAGAGAAGAACUAGACGUUUUGUCAACUCGAAUCACUCACGUUUCUGACAUAAAAAAUAGGAUUUUCGAGAUAAAACAGAACAUAGUCAGAGAAAUCCGCGUCUGCAAAGAAAGUUCAAAGUUCAAAAAAAACAACUGUGGCAGCCCCACUGUUCCAGAUCGCAUUAAAAUCGAGUCGUUAAAAGCGGAAUUGAAGGAUGGGUUAAAAGACCUUGAGAAAAUCUCUGAAAUGUCUAAGAGAGCAGAAGCUCUGAGGAUUCAGGUAAAAACAACUAAGCAGAAGGUCAUCGAAGCCCAGAAAGAAAUAGCGUUGCUCAACUCAAGAAUCAAGACGAGUUCUAAAUUCACCAAAUAUGAAGUGCCCAAGCUUCGAGUCAUAUUCGAAAUGAUGCAGAGAUUGUCAGGGGUGCUUUUGAGACAAUAUGAGGGAUCUGUCUUGAAGAUUGAGCUGCAAGGCUCGCCCUUCGUACUUAACUUUGAUGUUACUAAAAGUGACAAAAUAGACGAGAUCGCUAUUUCAAUUGCAGAUUCUGCAACUGAUCUUUGUAAAGCGCUAUGCUUGACGACCAUUCAAUCUGCGCAACGGUCAGCAGGAAAUGGUGCUCAACUAAUCUUUGCACUUUUGGCGAAGUCCGAAAACGUGCGCCGUAUGCUUAUUGAGUUCGAAUCACUCAACCUAGUAUUUCCGUGUAAAGCUGUCACCGCGUCGACCGGACAAGUUGACAUCGAAAUUAGGUUUUACGAUCCAAUCUUGAAUGAUUGUGCCACCUUUCUGCUAUCACUAGAUCAAUUCGUCUUAGCAUUGGACAGCGACAGGUCUAAAAGGUUUCUUAAACUUCGAUUGAAAAGCGCAAGUCAAAAUGGCUCGGAUUGGAAAGGUCUAAUAUUCCAUUUCAAGUCCAAAGCAUCUUCUUUUUUGCCCUGGCAAAAAGCUUUUGAAGCAAUCCAUGCUGUAUAA
Molecule: messenger RNA, 2568 nt
Organism: Lachancea lanzarotensis
Lineage: Eukaryota; Fungi; Ascomycota; Saccharomycetes; Saccharomycetales; Saccharomycetaceae
Gene: SPC105
Product: LALA0S13e02586g1_1
Exons: 1
Coding region: 1-2568 (855 amino acids)
Biological process (GO): mitotic spindle assembly checkpoint signaling; mitotic sister chromatid biorientation; protein localization to kinetochore
Source: RefSeq, a predicted model, not a curated record